Molecule: messenger RNA, 5759 nt
Organism: Magnolia sinica
Lineage: Eukaryota; Viridiplantae; Streptophyta; Magnoliopsida; Magnoliales; Magnoliaceae
Product: UDP-glucose:glycoprotein glucosyltransferase
Exons: 37
Coding region: 249-5189 (1646 amino acids)
Cellular component (GO): endoplasmic reticulum
Molecular function (GO): UDP-glucose:glycoprotein glucosyltransferase activity
Source: RefSeq, a predicted model, not a curated record
CCGCUCCCUACCAAAACACCCUCAUCUUUCAAAAUCCUCCGCAUCAAGGUCUUCCUGCUCUGAUUUCCAGCACAAAGUUAAAAGAAGAAAAAAAAAAGGAAAAAAGAAAGGAAGAAAAACCCUAGAAUCGUUGAUCUCCUUUUCAUUCUCCUCUUCUUUUUAUGCGCUCAUGAAUCGUCGAUGAUUCAUUACAAGUAGAGGUCGAUUCUCUUCCCAUACAUCAACAGCAGGAAAACGUUACGUCCGAGAUGGAGCUCCGCUCCAGAUCCAGGUUCUCCAUCGCAUAUUUUCUGAUCUUCAUUGUCGUUCUGUGUUUUGCUGUGAGUUCGGCUUUGGCCGAAAACCGUCGCCCGAAGAACGUGCAGGUUUCACUGCGUGCGAAAUGGUCUGGAACUCCGCUCUUACUAGAAGCCGGUGAGUUGCUGUCUAAAGAAUGGAAGGACCUAUUUUGGGAGUUUAUUGAGGUUUGGCUACAUUCGGAGAAUGAUUCUAAUUCUUUGACAGCCAAAGGCUGCUUCCAAAAAAUUGUCAAAUAUGGGCGUUCCCUUUUGAGUGAUCCUUUGGCAUCUAUUUUUGAAUAUUCUCUCACUCUUCGGUCAGCAUCUCCAAGAUUGGUGGUCUAUCGGCAGCUAGCAGAGGAUUCUUUAUCCUCUUUCCCUCUAGCAGAUGAAACUUACUCAAAACAUGCCGCUGGGGACAAUUCAGAACCACAUGCAAGUCCAGACAGCAAAAGGGUAGAUCAUUCGCUCAUAAGCAUGAACCCUAAAAGUCCUGGAGGAAGUUGUUGCUGGGUAGAUACCGGAAGCACGCUAUUGUUUGAUGUUUCAGAACUGCUAUUGUGGCUUGGCAACCCAACUGCAUUAGCUGGGGAUUCAUCUGAACAGCCUGAACUUUUUGAUUUUGAUCACAUAUACUUUGGUUCAAACAUCACUAGUCCAGUUUUUAUUUUAUAUGGAGCUUUGGGGACAGACUGCUUCAGAGAGUUUCAUGCUGCUCUAGUGGAAGCAUCCAAGAAGGGAAGAGUUAAAUAUGUCGUUAGACCUGUUUUGCCUUCUGGAUGCGAAGCAACAACUGACCGUUGUGGUGCUGUUGGAACGUUGGAUGAACUAAACUUGGGUGGUUAUGGGGUGGAACUUGCUUUGAAGAAUAUGGAGUACAAAGCUAUGGAUGACAGUACUGUAAAGAAAGGUGUCACUCUAGAAGAUCCUCGGACGGAAGACCUCAGCCAAGAAGUUAGAGGGUUCAUAUUCUCUAAGAUCUUGGAACGCAAACCGGAAAUGACUAAUGAGAUAAUGGCUUUCAGGGAUUAUUUGUUAUCAUCAACAGUAUCAGACACGCUGGAUGUUUGGGAACUAAAGGAUUUGGGGCAUCAAACAGCACAAAGGAUUGUCCAUGCAUCAGACCCUUUGCAAUCAAUGCAGGAAAUUAACCAAAAUUUUCCUAGCGUAGUUUCAUCUUUAUCUCGUAUGAAGCUCAACACCUCAAUUAAAGAUGAAAUUAUCGCAAACCAACGUAUGGUCCCACCUGGAAAGUCUUUAAUGGCUCUGAAUGGUGCUUUAAUCAAUAUCGAAGAUCUUGACCUGUACCUGCUAAUGGACCUGGUUCAUGAAGAUUUAUCAUUAGCUGAUCAGUUUUCAAAAUUGAAGAUUCCUCAAACUGCCAUAAGCAAACUGUUGUCAUCGCUACCUCCUCCAGAAUCUAGUACAUUCCGUGUUGAUUUUCGUUCUACCCAUGUCCGUUACCUGAACAAUUUGGAGGAGGAUGCCAUGUAUAGGAGGUGGCGAAGCAACUUAAAUGAGCUUCUGAUGCCAGUCUUCCCUGGCCAGCUUCGCUAUAUCCGUAAGAAUCUAUUCCAUGCUGUUUAUGUGCUUGAUCCGGCAACAAUAUGUGGACUUGAGUCGAUCGACAUGAUUAUGUCCAUGUAUGAAAAUAAUGUUCCUAUGAGAUUUGGGGCAAUACUAUAUUCAUCAAGAUUGAUCCAGAAAAUCGAAGAUAAUGUUGGUGAACUUCCCAUCCCUUCUGGCAGUAAUGCUGAGGAAGAUAUUUCCAGUUUGAUCAUACGUCUUUUCCUUUAUGUUGAGGAGAACCAUGGAAGGCAAUUGGCUUUUCAGUUUCUGAGCAGUGUGAACAGGUUGUGGAGUGCUGCUGGAGAGCCUACUGAAGAAGCUCUUGAAGUGCAUCAUGUAGAAGGGGCAUUCGUAGAAGUAUUAUUAUCGGAGUCUAAAUCUCCACCUCAGGAUAUCUUACUAAAACUUGAAAAGGAGUUAGCAUUCAAGGCAAAGGCGGAAGAAAGCUCACUUUUUGUUUAUAAACUUGGUUUGGCGAAGCUCAAGUGUUGCCUCUUAAUGAAUGGGCUUGUCUAUGAGUCCACGGAGGAGGCCUCUAUAAAUGCCAUGAAUGAAGAGCUCCCUAGAAUUCAAGAACAAGUUUACUAUGGACAUAUCAAUUCACAUACAGAUGUGCUGGAAAAGUUCCUUUCUGAAAGUGGUUAUAAUCGUUAUAACCCACAGAUUACAGGGGAUGGAAAGGGCCAGAAAAGGUUUAUAUCUCUUUGCACAUCAUUCCUAGAACGGGAAUCAGUGCUCAAUGAGAUCAGCUACUUGCAUUCUCAUGGAACUGCAGAUGAUUUGAAGCCGGUGACUCAUCUUCUUGCUGUUAAUGUUACGUUAAAGAAAGGGGUGAAGUUGCUACGUGAAGGACUACGUUACCUGAUCGGAGGAUCAAAAAGAGCACGCAUCGGCAUACUUUUUAAUGCUGAUACUGUUGACGUAUCACCUUCUUUACUUCUGGCAAAGGUUUUUGAAGUUACCGCAUCCUCAUUUAGUCAUAAGGCGAAAGUGUUGGAUUUUUUGGAUCAGCUGUGCUCAUUUUAUGAGAGCGAAUAUAUGCUCCUCUCAUCUCUAGAUGCUGAAACUUUUCAGUUAUUUGUAAAUAAAGUUUGCGAGCUUGCUGGGGCAUAUGGUUUGCCAUCUGAGAGAUACAAAACAGCUCUUUCAGGCUCAUCUAUGGAUGCAUUGAGGAACCACCUUGAGAAGGUGUCAUAUUUUUUAUACAGGCAAUUGGGGCUUGGAUUUGGUGUUACCGCAGUCAUUACAAAUGGAAGAGUAAUCCUUCCUCUUGAUGGAAAAACCUUCCUAAGUGAUGAUCUAGGUCUUCUAGAAUCUGUGGAGUUUGAGCAGAGAAUUAAACAUAUUGUGGAGAUUAUUGAAGAAGUUGAAUGGAAAGAUGUGGACCCUGAUGAUCUGACGAGCAAAUUCAUCAGUGAUCUUAUCAUGUCGAUUUCUUCUUCAAUGGCUACCCGUGAACGAGGUUCUGAAAGAGCCCAUUUUGGAAUUUUAAAUGCAAAAUACAGUGCUGUUGUUCUGAACAGUGGAAAUUCUAGCAUACAUAUUGAUGCUGUUAUUGAUCCAUUAAGCCCUGUGGGCCAAAAGCUUUCUCCAUUGCUCCGUGUACUUUGGAAAUGCAUUCAGCCAAGCAUGAGGAUCGUGCUCAAUCCAUUGAGUUCCCUUGUUGACCUUCCUCUGAAAAAUUUCUACAGAUAUGUAGUGCCAACUGUGGAUGACUUCAGUGCUAUUGAUUAUUCAGUUCAUGGCCCUAAAGCAUUUUUCUCAAAUAUGCCAUUGUCCAAAACACUGACUAUGAAUCUUGAUGUUCCUGAGCCAUGGCUUGUUGAGCCUGUUAUUGCUGUCCAUGACUUGGAUAAUAUUUUGCUCGAGAAACUAGGUGACACAAGAACAUUACAAGCAGUUUUUGAACUUGAAGCACUUGUUCUAACUGGUCAUUGUUCUGAGAAAGACCACGAUCCCCCCCGUGGCCUUCAGUUGAUUCUUGGAACCAAAGGCCUGCCACACUUGGUUGAUACCCUUGUCAUGGCCAAUUUGGGUUACUGGCAAAUGAAGGCUUCCCCUGGGGUGUGGUACUUGCAGAUUGCUCCAGGCCGAAGUGCUGACCUCUACAUUCUGAAGGAAAAUGGAGAUGGCAUUCAGAACUUGCCUUUGUCGAAACAGAUCAUUAUAAAUGAUUUGCGGGGUAAAUUAGUUCAUCUGGAAGUAGCGAAGAAAAAGGGAAAGGAACAUGAGCAGUUGUUAGCUUCUACUGAUGAUAACCAUUUGCAGGAAGAGAAAGGAAAUCUAAAUAGUUGGAACACUAAUUUGUUGAAGUGGGCUUCUGGUUUGAUUGGUGGGAAUGACCAGUCGAGGAAGAGACAAAGGAGUUCUAUGGAUGGUGGUAAAAUUGAGAGAGAUGGGGAAAGGGUUAACAUAUUCUCAAUUGCUUCUGGACACUUGUAUGAACGCUUCCUCAAAAUCAUGAUACUGAGUGUUCUUAAGAACACCAAUCGACCAGUGAAGUUUUGGUUUAUUAAGAACUAUCUUUCUCCUCAGUUUAAGGAUGUUAUACCCCACAUGGCACAUGAGUAUGGAUUUGAGUAUGAGCUUAUAACCUACAAGUGGCCAACCUGGUUACAUAAACAGAAAGAGAAGCAGCGGAUAAUUUGGGCAUACAAAAUUUUAUUUCUUGAUGUUAUUUUUCCACUUUCCUUGGAGAAGGUCAUAUUUGUUGAUGCAGAUCAGGUAGUUAGGGCAGACAUGGGAGAACUCUACGACAUGGAUAUAAAAGGAAGACCUCUUGCAUAUACACCUUUCUGUGACAACAACAAGGACAUGGAUGGCUACAGAUUUUGGAGACAAGGCUUUUGGAAGGACCAUUUACGGGGGAAGCCAUAUCAUAUAAGUGCUUUGUAUGUUGUCGAUUUGAUGAAAUUCCGACAAACUGCAGCAGGUGACAAUCUAAGGGUAUUCUACGAGACUCUCAGCAAGGAUCCAAAUAGUCUAUCGAAUCUUGAUCAGGAUCUUCCCAAUUACGCCCAGCACACGGUACCCAUAUUUUCUCUCCCCCCAGAAUGGCUCUGGUGUGAGUCAUGGUGUGGGAAUGUCACAAAGUCCAAGGCGAAGACUAUUGAUCUCUGCAACAAUCCCAUGACGAAGGAGCCCAAACUUCAGGGUGCCAAAAGAAUAGUUUCUGAGUGGCCGGAUCUUGAUUCAGAGGCAAGACGGUUCACUGCAAGAGUUUUAGGUGAAGAGGUUGAAGCCCAGGAAUCAAUCUUGUCACCUAAUCAUGAGGACACUUCAAUCACUGACAGUGCAAAAGACAGUGCGAAAGACGACUCUGAAUCCCGUGCAGAAUUAUAAUUAUAAUUAUAAUUUUUAUAGAUGGGGGACCGCACGUGGGAUUGCAUGCAAGAAGUCCCUUUGAAAUCUCCAAUGGGUGAUACAAGAAUUUUGGGGGCAGUUUCUAUGCUAGCAUUUCCCCUUUCUAAACCCUAACAAUGCAAUUUGGUCACGCAUUUUCAUUGAUGGAGGGUGCUAGCAUUUCCGCUUUCCAAACAGUAACAAGGCAGUUUGGUCACACAUUUUCAUUGAUGGAGGGUGCUAGCAUCUCCGCCCUCUAAUCCCUAAGAAGGCAAUUUGGCCCCACAGGGGAAUAGAAAUUAUAGUGGGAAUGUAUUCAUAUAUAUAUAUAUAUAUAUAUAUAUAUAUUGAGUUGCUAUGCGCCUUUUUAAGUUAGCCGUUGUAUUCUCUCUCUCUCUCUCUCUCUCUCUCUCUCUUCUUUUUUGUUUUUUCAUUUUUAAAGGCAAGUUAGCUUUUGUCUCUCCUGCCAAUUUUGUAAGACAAUGAUAAUGAAUUGACCGUUGCGACUACCGCCCUUAAAACUAUGAGAACGGUAUCCAUUUUCCAAUGAAUAAUGAAUAUGUUGCUCUC